Cuculus canorus (common cuckoo) is the source of this 5496-nucleotide messenger RNA. It is a transcript of the gene SLC5A9, whose product is annotated as solute carrier family 5 member 9. Gene Ontology annotation, cellular component: plasma membrane. Lineage: Eukaryota; Metazoa; Chordata; Aves; Cuculiformes; Cuculidae. The transcript has 17 exons. Gene Ontology annotation, molecular function: D-glucose:sodium symporter activity. Gene Ontology annotation, biological process: transmembrane transport. The coding region runs from base 604 to 2598 and encodes 664 amino acids. The record is from RefSeq and is a predicted model, not a curated record.
CAGUCCCUGAAGGGCUCGUUCUCAGCUGCUGUGACAUGAGUAAGGGAGCACACUCCACAAGAGGACACUAAAUGUUCUGUCGCUUUUGCUGCAAGGAGAGGAGACUGCAUUAAUGGUGCUGCAGGAGACCUCCAGCAGGCAGGUUGCAGCUCCAAGGGCAAGGAGCACCACAUCUCCUACAGGUGGAUAGCUGCCGAUGUUGACUUAAGAGUGCGUGGAGCAGGAGAUAAGCACUGCCCUGCUGUUGGGGCCCAGCGGAGCCGUGCAUCUCACUCCGUGCACCACGCUUCUCACCUGGGGCUCCUGCUGCAGGGCUGGGAGCCAGGGCAAACGCCACGCAACACUGGCAUGCGUCAUCCAGCCCCUUGGCUUUGGGCAGGGGCAGCAGCCACAUCCCCGGGGGACAGCAGGAGGAGCACACCUCUGCAGCCAGCCCUGAGGUGUGGGGAGCAGCACAACUCCUGCCUAAGCAGGAUUGAGGGAAGGAGAGCCACAAGACCACCAAGCACUGAAGAGGAGGACCACUGCAGACACACCAGAGGAAAGCGAUGAAGGACAACGUGCACCAAAGUCCAGUGUGAGAGAGACAAUCAGCUCACAACCAUGAACCAGCCAACCUCAGCUGCCACGGAACUGCCUACGCUGCAGGGGAACACAGCCUUUGGGGUGGCAGACAUCAUCGUUGUGGUUGCUUACUUCGUCUUUGUCCUUGCCAUUGGGAUAUGGUCAUCAAUACGAGCAAGCCGGGGGACCAUUGGAGGCUAUUUUCUUGCUGGACGAUCCAUGACUUGGUGGCCUAUUGGAGCAUCGCUGAUGUCCAGCAAUGUGGGCAGUGGCUUAUUCAUCGGUCUGGCGGGCACUGGAGCAGCUGGGGGCCUUGCUGUUGGGGGCUUUGAGUGGAACGCUACCUGGGCACUUCUGGCUCUUGGCUGGAUCUUUGUGCCUGUCUACAUUGCAGCAGGAGUAGUCACCAUGCCCGAGUACCUGCAGAAGAGAUUUGGAGGGCAGAGGAUACAAAUCUACAUGUCCGUACUGUCCCUCAUUCUCUAUAUAUUCACCAAGAUAUCCACAGACAUUUUUUCCGGAGCAUUGUUCAUUCAAAUCUCUUUGGGCUGGAACCUCUACUUGUCCACUGUAGUCUUGCUAGCAGUGACUGCUGUCUACACCAUAGCUGGUGGUUUAACAGCUGUGAUAUACACAGAUGCGCUACAGACCCUGAUUAUGGUGCUGGGAGCUUUGGUCCUUAUGUUCAUAGGAUUUGAAAAGGUUGGGUGGUAUGAAGGGCUCCAGGAGAAAUACAGCACAGCAAUACCGAAGAUCAUAGUCCCAAACACGACCUGCCACCUCCCACGUGCAGAUGCCUUUCGUUUGUUAAGGGACCCAGUCACAGGAGACAUUCCUUGGCCUGGCCUUAUAUUUGGCCUCUCUGUGUUGGCUCUUUGGUGCUGGUGCACUGAUCAGGUAAUAGUCCAGAGGUCUCUCUCUGCCAAGAAUCUCUCCCAUGCCAAAGGCGGAUCUGUGCUGGGAGGAUAUCUGAAAAUCUUCCCUAUGUUUUUCAUCGUCAUGCCAGGAAUGAUCAGCAGAGCUCUUUACCCAGAUGAAGUGGGCUGUGUGGACCCAGACAUCUGUAGAAGGGUCUGUGGAGCUGCAGUGGGUUGUUCCAACAUUGCCUACCCCAAACUCGUGAUAGAACUCAUGCCUGAUGGGCUCCGGGGUUUGAUGAUUGCUGUGAUGAUGGCGGCCUUGAUGAGUUCCCUCACCUCCAUUUUCAACAGCAGCAGCACUCUCUUUGUUAUAGACAUCUGGCAGCGGAUCCGCAGAAAGGCUUCGGAGCAGGAGCUGAUGAUUGUGGGCAGAGUCUUCAUCCUCAUCCUCAUAGUCAUCAGUAUUCUCUGGAUCCCGAUCAUUCAAUCAGCUAACAGUGGCAAACUCUUUGACUACAUUCAAUCCAUAACCAGCUAUCUAGCCCCACCGAUCACAGCUCUCUUCAUCUUGGCAAUCUUCUGCAAAAGGAUUAAUGAGCCUGGUGCUUUCUGGGGCCUCAUGUUUGGGCUAGUUGUUGGUCUCAUUCGGAUGAUCAUCGAGUUUAUUUAUAGCACACCAUCUUGUGGUGAGGAGGACAGAAGACCAGCUGUGCUAAAGGACUUGCACUAUCUCUACUUUGCCCUCAUCCUCUGUUCCCUCACUGCAAUUGUCAUUGUCCUUAUCAGUGUCUGCACCCCACCGAUCCCUGAAGAAAAGCUCGCUUGCCUGACGUGGUGGACAAGACACAGAAAAGCACCUGCCAUUGACCUGAAAAAUAACCAAAAUGAAGAAGCACAGAUCAAUCCAGCCAAUGGAGAGAGUGACUUGGACGAAGGUGCAGAUUCAGUUGAUAAGGAGGAGGCAGCAGCCAAGAUUCCCUGCUGGAAAAUGCUGUACUUGUGGUUCUGCGGUCUGUCCACUGGCCCCACACCCACCCUGUCCCAGGAGGAGAGAGCUGCCCUGGAGCUGAGACUCACCAGCAUUGAGGAAAAGCCGCUGUGGAAGACUGUUUGCAAUGUUAAUGCUAUUCUCCUGCUGACCCUUAAUGUCUUUCUGUGGGCAUAUUUUGGCUGAGGUGCAACGGAUCCAUGCGCUCUGCUCCUUGAUUUCAAUUGCUGUGAAGGAGGCAAGGAACAUCUGGAAUGGUCCUUCUCACUGCAGUUCCAGAGUCCUCUCUGCAAGACACUUUACAUAUACAUAAUCUCCAGGUCGUAUGUUAUACACAGGUUCAUCCAAAUCCCUACUUUGCAUCUCAGCCUUGUGUUUUUCAAUCUUUUGGAGUUGUUUGUGCUAUGCCACCAUGUAGGAGGUCAUAAUUUCAUACGCAAAUAGAGACUUAUCUGUCGUACUAAUUCUGAGACAAAAUGUGGUCCCCUAUCAGGAGACAUAGUUGCUGGAACCCAAAAGUGUGGUAUUAUCUCCUGUAUUAAUGUUCUGGUUAUCUCCUUGUUCUAGUAGGGAAUGCCUCUGGCCAACCUGAAAAGGUACCAGUUAAUACCAAUAAGUAUCAACAUCCCCCCUGUCUUGGGAGUCCUGAGAAAUCAAUCUGCCAUUAUUGCCCAGGCCCGUUGCCUCUUCCAAUUUGGCCCAUUCCUGGUUUCGGGUAAUUUGGGGAUUAGUCUGGAGGCAAAGGUCACACUGCUGAGCCACUUGUCUCACAAUGGUGUAUAAAUUUCUAGCUGCAAUCCCUUUAAUUAGGUGUUUAUAUAAAGCUUCUGUCCCCCUAUCUCUCUUCCUGUCUUCUUCCCUCAUCAAAGGCCGUGUUAAAUAGGGGGAAUGAUUAGUUUCCCUUGUGGAGCGGGGACCCACCCCUCUUUACUAUAUGACCCUUCCAGGUCUAUUAUAAAUUUCUGAUUAUCUGAUCUUCCUUGGUAUAUUCUGGCUUACCUUCUACAGAGAUUCGCCUGUCAGGGAUCAAAGCCCCUUUUGGUUUUAUCUCACCUUUGGCUGCCAGUUUUGCCUCUCUGUCCACCAGCUCAUUUCUUCUCCCCAAUUCUGAAUUCAAUUUCUAGUGCGCCUUGAUGUGCAUGAUUGUCACUUUCUCAGGUAUGGACUGCUGGACUGCUUCCAGCAGUCUCAGGAUCCCUCUGCAUACUUGAUGGUUUUGCCCUGGCAUGUCUUUUAUUGCUUAAGACAUAGCUGUUUCCAUCCAUGAACCAGCCUUCAGUGUCUUCCAUGGGACUGUCUUUCAGGUCCAAACGGCUCAAGUAUGUGGCCUCGAUGGUCUCUAAGCAGUCCUGGUGCACUGGUUCUCCUGUAUGUCCACUGAGAAAAGAAGCUGGGUUGAUGAUGUUAGUAACCACAAUUCCCAUAUCAUGUUCCAACAUUAUAGCUUCGUAUUUUAGGAACCUUUGUGGAGAAAACCAGUGCCCACCUUUUGCUUCCAGACAUUAACACAGUCAUUUUCUGGUCCCAGGGUAAAUCUUCGUGCCUCCUGGAUGUUUAGCACGAGCUGAAACCGCUCGUAAACAGCCAGGCCCUAGGGUAAUCCCUUGCUUCUCAUGAGAGAAGAGGAAAAAUGGCUUACUCACAUCUGUAAGUCCUAAGUCCGGGGCCGACAUCAGGGCUUUCUUCAGCUGUUCAAAGGCUUGCACAGCCUCUGCGCUCUGUUGGAGGUAUUUCUGUUUGGCGGUGGUUAGUGCAUACAGGGGUUUAACAAGCAGUCCAUAGUUAUAGAUCCAUAGCCAACACCAUGCCAAGAAAGUUCAUAACUCUUUCACUGUUUACAGUCUCAGACUUUGAUAUAUUGCCUCUUUUCAGGCCUGUCCCAAAGUUCUUUGUCCAGCGCUGAUUUCAUAGCCCAAAUAGAUCACUUCGUGUUGCAUUAUUUGGGCCUUCUUUUAGAUACCCGCUAUCCCUGGAGCCCCAAAAAGUUUAACAGACUCACCAUCCAGGUCAUGCAAGCGUUGUCUUGGUGGCAAUCAGGGUAUCAUCUACAUAUGGCAACAGUCUCCCUUCCUCAGGUGGGGCUUCCAGGCCUCAAAAUCCUUUGCAAGUUGAUUACCAAAUAUCCAGGUGAGUUGAGCUCUGCACCUGCUUUCAAGGUUUUCCCAUUCAAAUGCAAAUAUUUUCUGGCUGGCUUCAUGGAGAGGGAGGCAAAAGUAGGCAUCCUUCAGGUCUAAAACAGUAAGUCAGGUUAGUUCAGGUAUUAAUACAGUUAAUAGGGUAUAUGGAUUUGCCACCACAUGGUAAAGGGUUUGGUUAUUUUAUUUACAACCCACAAGUCCCAGGCACAUCGGUGGACCAUACCUCGCAGUAUACCUGGUUAGUGAUUUCUUCACUGAUUUUUCCUUCUGUGGGAACACUGACUAAGGAUAAACCCAUUAUUUGUAUAUACUGCUGGUCAUCUACCUCCAGAGUAGUCUCUCCCUUUUCAAAUUUGAUUAUUGCACCCAAUUGUUCUAAUAAAUCUCUCCCAAAAGUGCCUUCGGGGAGUUGGGCAUAUACAAGAAUCUGUGGAUGCCCCAUUGUAUUCCCAGUUUAGAAGUUCACAAAAAUAUACCUUUUCACUUUGGCCAGUUGCCCCUUUUUGUAGUCAUUUCUUAGGGACAUCAAAUCUUAGUUCAAAACCGAAUAUGUUGCCUCUGUGUCAACUAAAAUUCUACUUUCUUCUCCUCUUUCCCUGGCUUCAUUAUAACUAUUGAAUCCACUAGGGUGGAUUCCCCACGUCCAUCCCUGUCAAUCUUCCUUCACAUGAGCCACUAUUCCUCUUUUAGACUGGCCCAAAAUAAAAACCUUGUUGUUGUAUUCCUACCCUUGACCCAGGAUCCAGCAGUGUAUUGCGGCACAUUAUAUCCCUCAGUCAAUUUAGAAAUUCAGAUGGUGAUUUAGAGGGACCUUGUUUACUUGUUUGGGAAUGGCCCUUUUCAUUCCCUUUGAGAUUUACUUCUGAUAUACCUGUAAAUUUUCUAUAUGUUUAGAUCUGUCUGGAUCCCACAUUGGGUCUUGGAUGGGAAAUACUCUUUCCAAAUC